AUGCAGAAUUCACUAUCGCAACGGUCGAGCAAUCAACCUGACGUUGAUUUUCUGUCUAUAAUAGAUAAAACUAGUAUAAAUGAACUUAAAACAUCUUUCAGAAGAUCCUCUAAUUUUAUAUCCAGAACGAUCUUAGAUAAAGUAUGGCGAGCUAAUUCUGAAUCACUUAAUGAAAGAGCUAUUGAACAUGUUGUAGAUUCUGUAAAGGAACUGCUAGAAGAGUCAGAUAUAAAUAAUGCAUAUAAUUGGAAUACAACGAUAAGUAGUUUUACUGACCCAAUAAAGCUAUUUGAAAAAGUUUUGCCAGAAUGCAAAAAAUGUUUAAAUGUUGAGCAUACCUCGGUCAAAAAUAUCAAAGGAAAUAGUUGUGUUUGUAACACAGAUAUUUUAAAUAUAGAAAAAUUAGAUCAAUAUAUUAAACCACUAAAUUCUGAGAGUAAUAGUCAGGAAUCAAAAUCAGGAGAUGAACUUAAACCCUUUAAACCUAAGUUUCGUCCAAAGACAAAAAGAAAUAUUCCUCUCUCAAAAAACAUACAAAUAAGAACUAGCAAAGAAAAUUAUGAAAACAUACCAGCAAUACCAAAACAAAGUAAAGAAUAUGAUGUAGAUGUAGAAAAAUUGCACGUGGUUAAUACAGACAUUGAUAUGAUAGAUGAAAAUAAAGCACACAAAAGUCAAGUUGCUAAAAUAACAUUUAAAACAGCUAAAGAGCAACUCUUAGCAUCAAAUCCAGCAGCACGUAGAACAUUGGGAGCUUCAAGAAAGGCACAAGCAAAAUUUAUUUCGCCAAUGCUUGGUGCUCAGGAAAAACAAGAAGUCAGUGAACCCAUUGUAACAGAUGAGAGGCUCAAACAUAUUGACCCAAAGAUGAUUGAACUGAUUGAAAGUGAAAUCAUUGAUAAAGGAACUCCUAUAGGAUGGGAUGACAUAGCUGGUCUACAACAGGCUAAGUGCGUGAUUCAAGAAGCAGUAGUGUGGCCGCUACUACGCCCAGACAUUUUCACAGGGCUACGCCGGCCGCCUCGCGGGGUUCUGCUCUUUGGUCCACCUGGUACCGGAAAAACGUUAAUUGGCAAGUGCGUGGCGGCGCAGUGUCGCGCCACGUUCUUCAGCAUCUCCGCGUCGUCGCUCACGUCCAAGUGGAUCGGCGACGGGGAGAAGAUGGUGCGUGCGCUGUUCGCAGUCGCGCGCUGCCACCAGCCCGCGGUGAUAUUCAUAGACGAAAUAGAUUCACUUCUCAGUCAACGAAGUGACACGGAGCAUGAAGCAAGUAGGAGGAUAAAAACUGAGUUCCUGGUACAAUUUGAUGGAGCUGCUACUGGUGACGAAGAUCGUCUACUCAUAGUGGGCGCGACGAACCGUCCUCAGGAGUUAGAUGAAGCCGCGCGGCGACGCCUCGUUAAACGCCUCUACGUGCCACUACCUGAUUUAGAUGCACGGAGACAAAUCAUUAGUAAUCUUCUAAAGAACGAAAACCAUGACUUGUCGCCGCAUCAAAUAGCCGAAAUAGCGAACCUGACUGAUGGCUACUCUGGCGCGGAUAUGAAGUCUGUGUGCUCUGAGGCAGCUAUGGGCCCCAUACGAUCUGUUCCUUUGUCGCAGAUUGUCACUAUAGACCGGGAUAAGGUUCGAUCUGUUAAUGUGCAAGAUUUCAAAAUAGCACUUCAGCGAGUGAGACCAAGUGUAUCGCCAGAUGAUCUCGGACAAUAUGUAAAGUGGAAUAACACAUAUGGUCAAGGAUUU
This is a messenger RNA of Brenthis ino (lesser marbled fritillary), 1743 nucleotides long. The record is from the annotation of a GenBank genome assembly. NCBI's taxonomy places the organism in Eukaryota, Metazoa, Arthropoda, Insecta, Lepidoptera, Nymphalidae.